AUGAGCGCCAAAGGAACCGCAUCGGAAUCGGUCAGAGUCAUCGUGCGAUGUCGCCCGAUGAGCGACAAGGAGUCGGAAUCCCACCACCGGCGAGUGGUGGAGAUGAACCCCGAGCGAGGAAGCAUCGAAAUAAGAAAAGGAGCCGACGAUGAACCGAAACAGUUCACUUUUGACGCGGUUUACGAUGAGCGAGCGCCUCAGAAACGUCUCUACAGUGAAACGUUCCAACCCCUGGUAGACUCUGUGCUCGAAGGUUUCAACGGGACAAUUUUCGCUUACGGUCAGACUGGCACUGGGAAAACCUACACCAUGGAAGGUAUACGUACCGACCCCGAGAAGCGCGGAGUCAUACCGAACUCGUUCGAACACAUCUUCGGUCACAUACAGAAAUCUCGGAACAAGCAAUACCUCGUUCGGGCAUCGUAUCUGGAAAUUUACCAGGAGGAGAUACGGGAUCUCAUCGCGAAGGAUCAAAGCAAGAAACUCGAGCUCAAAGAGCGUCCUGACACCGGUGUCCACGUCAGGGAUCUCAGUUCGUUUCUAUGCAAAUCCGUCCAGGAAAUCGAACGCGUGAUGACGGUGGGAAACCAGAAUAGAGCUGUCGGACGAACGAACAUGAAUCUCCACAGUUCGAGGUCUCAUGCAAUAUUCAUAAUAACGGUGGAACACAGCGAUCUCGAUGAGAAAACCGACUGCGCGCCAACAAUCAGAGUCGGGAAACUGAACCUUGUUGACUUGGCCGGAUCGGAGCGUCAGAGCAAAACCAAUGCCCAGGGGACGACGCAGAAAGAGGCGAUAAAGAUCAAUCUGAGUUUAUCGGCUCUGGGCAACGUGAUUUCGAGCUUGGUCGACGGAAAAUCAACUCACGUUCCUUAUAGGGACUCCAAAUUGACUCGACUCCUCGAAGACUCCCUAGGAGGCAAUGCUAAAACCAUAAUGAUCGCCAACAUUGGUCCGUCGCAUUGGAACUACGAGGAAACCCUGACGACGCUCCGUUACGCGAGUCGGGCAAAGCAUAUCAAGAACAAGCCGAAAGUCAAUCAGGACCCCAAGGAUGCGCUCCUGAGGGAGUUCCAGUCCGAGAUCGCGAAAUUGAAGAUGCAGCUCGCAGAGAAAGGCAAACGGAAAGUCAAGUCUCGCAGCGCAGUCAGCCGAACGUCGAUAAAUUCAGACAGCUCCGCCGAGGGCUGCGGUCCCACGAGCCCGGACGCGGCCGAGGUCGAGUACACGGAGAAAUUGGCUGCGAAGGUCGCUGCUCUCGAAAGUAAAUUAUUGGGCGGGAAAGAUAUCAUAGAGCAUACGAACGAGCAGGAGCGAGCCCUAGAACGAAAGAGACGGGAGAUAGCCGAGCAGAAGCGCAUAGAGAGAGAAAUGAUAAAAAAGCUCGAACUGCACGAAGAGAGUGCAUCGGAAAUACGUGAAGACUACACAAGUCUGCAACAAGAGGUCGAUUCGAAGACAAAGAAGCUUAGGAAACUCUACGGGAAACUUCAAGCUGCCAGAAUCGACAUCAAAGACCUCACGGAAGAACACAACCGCGAACGGCGAGAGAUCGAGGCCACCCAACACGAUCUCACCAAAGAAUUGAAACUGAAGUACAUGAUUAUCGAGAACUUCAUUCCCAUUCAAGAAAAAGCGAAGAUACUCUCUCGUAUCGUAUUCGACGAUGAAACAGAGAACUGGGAUCUUCUACCCUAUUCUAUGAUUCUCAAUAACGAACUAGGAACUUCGGCGGUACAUCCCCUGGCCGACAGCCACAACCCGAAGCGACUCCUCAGAGAAAUGGCGAGAAAACGUUAUCUCGAGGCAGCGAGAAGCCAAUUGGAUUUCAGCCUGGAAGUUGUGAACUUGCGAGUCCGAGAAUAUCAUCCGCCCGAAGUUUCACCCACCUUGAAAGCAUUACUUGGAGAAUCGAUGAAACCUCUGCCGGACAUGGAGAUCGACGCAGGCCAGGCUCAGUUCAAACUCGUCCGCAUGCCAUCUAGUAAAUCCAAGGGGCACCGCUCACCUAAAUCGCCGUCGACAUCGUCACGGAGUUUAUACGAGUGA
This is a messenger RNA of Galendromus occidentalis (western predatory mite), 2049 nucleotides long. RefSeq names its product kinesin-like protein KIF3B. The coding region runs from base 1 to 2049 and encodes 682 amino acids. The record is from RefSeq and is a predicted model, not a curated record. NCBI's taxonomy places the organism in Eukaryota, Metazoa, Arthropoda, Arachnida, Mesostigmata, Phytoseiidae. Gene Ontology annotation, biological process: microtubule-based movement. The transcript has a single exon. Gene Ontology annotation, molecular function: microtubule motor activity; microtubule binding; ATP binding.